UAAGUCAUUGUAUUUAUUUCAAUUUUGCACUGUACAUUUUAAAAUUGCCUAUCGUAAAAUUUACUGUGUUUUUCAGAAUAAAAAAAAAUUUAUACUCAUAAAUUAUGCGAAAAAUCACCAUUUUUUUUAUAGCUGUCAUUGUCGUCGAAACGUCGUCUUUGGUCACACAAGGUCUGCCACAUCCACCGGGACUAGGCGACGAUAAUGUGGAUAAGACGCCGCCACGGAACGCAGAAGGAGUUGGUAAAACGGUAUCAUGGGACGCAGAAGCAACACCACCAACCACUCCUAAAUCAAUAAAAGAAAGUUUGAUCAGUCUUUUCGAAGAGAGGCAAAUUCCAAAAGAUUUAACAGAUAUAAUCAUCCGUGCAUCAGAAAUCGAGGAACCCGUUUGUCCUCCAGCUCCAUCUAAGCCUAAGCGAGUCUACAAAGAAACUAAGCCGCGGCGUACAAAAAAAAGUAAAACCCUGCAGAUAGAUUUUGAUUUAUGUUGGUAAAAAACAUCCAAAGAAUAUUUUCAAUCACAGCUAAAAACACUUCGAACUACAAUUCUGAAUUUUCAUAACUCGAUGUUUUAUUCUUAAAAUUCUCAUAUUUUGUGUAUUCUUGGUUUUUUUUUUAUGUUUAAUUUAAUAUUAUGUUUCUUCACCAUUGUGUUUGUAUGUUUAGAUUUUCCCUAACUAACUUAUUUCACAUAACAAUAUGUUUUACCAAUUAUAUUGUAUAGCAUGCUGGUUUGAAAUUUAUUUUUAU
Adelges cooleyi (spruce gall adelgid) is the source of this 753-nucleotide messenger RNA. RefSeq lists its product as uncharacterized. The record is from RefSeq and is a predicted model, not a curated record. The transcript has 11 exons. The coding region runs from base 105 to 497 and encodes 130 amino acids. NCBI's taxonomy places the organism in Eukaryota, Metazoa, Arthropoda, Insecta, Hemiptera, Adelgidae.